This is a messenger RNA of Cotesia glomerata, 664 nucleotides long. RefSeq lists its product as uncharacterized. The transcript is spliced from 5 exons. The record is from RefSeq and is a predicted model, not a curated record. Lineage: Eukaryota; Metazoa; Arthropoda; Insecta; Hymenoptera; Braconidae. The coding region runs from base 1 to 654 and encodes 217 amino acids.
AUGAAAAUACCGAAAACUUUUUUAGAAAUUGGUGUAAUUUUUGAGAAGGUAAAAGGUAUUAAAAAUUUUUAUUUAGGACGUACUUUCGGAUCAGAUGGAUCAAUUGCUGAUGUUUUCACUAGCCAAGUAUUGCUGAAUCGAAUUGAAAAUGCCAGUGAAUUAUUUAUUGAAUCAACAGUUCAGGGUGUUCUUAAACGUCCAAAAGCAUCUCACGUCCUAAAAAUACUUUUGAGACAUGGAGAACAGGCAGUUCCAGCAUUUAUUGUUCUCUGCAGCAGUAACUCUACAGUACUAUUGAAAAGUAUUUUGAAUUUCAUGCUCAACCAUUCACCAGGAAUUAAAAACAAUUUAAAAACUGUUUUUGCUGAUUUUAAUGAUUUAACAAUUUCUGCAAUAAAUGAAAUCAUGCCGUGGGUAUCUAAAAAAACUUGUUGGUUCAACUUUACCCGGGCAAUCACCCAAAAAUGGAAAUCAUUAAAUCUUCCAAAGCGCAAUGAAAAUCUCCACGUUCUACUCAGACUAAUUUAUAUACUACCAACAGUCGCCGUUGACAAUUAUGAUGAAGCAGUAUUGCAUAUUAUGAACGAACUGAAAAAAGUUGAAUCAAGUAACUCAAAUUUCAAACAUUUUAUGUCUUACUUAAUGGAUGUUUGAAAUUUGAGUU